GAAGGCGGGAGCUUCGUUGUGCAUUUGUUGUUGUUAUGGUUAAUUCGUUUUUUUUUAGGAAAAUCAAAACUGUAUUUAAGUUUACGAAAGUGAUCAUCCCAAAUGUCUAAUUGUACAAUAAGAGAAAUCAAUGGCGAUUUGUUUAACGCAGACGAGAAAUAUUCCAUGGCACAUUGCGUUGCAGCCGAUAUGAGGCUGGGCAAAGGUAUCGCAGUAAAAUUCAGAAAUAAAUUUGCACAAAUACCCAGGCUAAAGAAACAAAACGCGAAGCCUGGUGGGGUGGCGAUUUUACAAGAUAAGUCGCGCUUCAUAUACUAUUUGGUCACCAAACAAAGCAGCUGGGGAAAACCAACAUAUCAAACGCUGCACAGCUCGCUGCAAGCAAUGAAAGUACAUAUGCUCAAACAUGAUGUUAACAAAUUGGCUAUACCACGCAUUGGAUGCGGCCUAGAUGGGUUGGUUUGGCAAAAAGUCAAGGAUAUGUUGAGAGAAAUCUUCAAAGAAGUUACUGUUGAAAUAGUAGUUUAUAAUUACGUACCAUGAAUUUUAAAACACAUUGGCUUUCUAUGUAUCAAGGCGCAUUCAUAAUUCAUUAGAUUCGCCUUGUCAAUGUAUUGUAUAAUUCAAAACUACAUAAUAUAGGACGAUGUCAUUUUCAAACUUU
Molecule: messenger RNA, 664 nt
Organism: Anastrepha ludens (Mexican fruit fly)
Lineage: Eukaryota; Metazoa; Arthropoda; Insecta; Diptera; Tephritidae
Gene: Targ3
Product: ADP-ribose glycohydrolase OARD1
Exons: 3
Coding region: 103-543 (146 amino acids)
Biological process (GO): peptidyl-glutamate ADP-deribosylation
Source: RefSeq, a predicted model, not a curated record